This is a messenger RNA of Diaporthe citri, 1371 nucleotides long. RefSeq lists its product as uncharacterized. Bases 1 to 1371 code for a protein of 456 amino acids. The record is from RefSeq and is a predicted model, not a curated record. NCBI's taxonomy places the organism in Eukaryota, Fungi, Ascomycota, Sordariomycetes, Diaporthales, Diaporthaceae. Gene Ontology annotation, cellular component: cytoplasm. Gene Ontology annotation, molecular function: ornithine decarboxylase activity. The transcript has a single exon.
AUGGCAAUUACCCUCGUCGAUACAAUCUCACCUGUUGAUUACAUCAAUAAUCGGAUCUUUUCGACCAAGUCCAUCAAAGACCAUGGCGUUGUAUUCAACCAUGACGACAAUGCCCACUACAGCCAUGUCUGUCCCAAGCAGCUGAUUGGCGACGCCCUUCGCCAGCGCGUCGAGAACAUCGAUCACGAGUUCUGCGAGCCUGGCGAUGAGGAUACCUUCUUCGUUGCUGACCUCGGCGAGGUCUACCGCCAGCAUCUGCGGUGGAAGCUCAACCUCCCGCGCGUCAAGCCUUUCUACGCCGUCAAGUGCAACCCGGACACCCAGCUGCUGCGCCUCCUGGCCAGCCUGGGCACAGGCUUCGACUGCGCUUCCAAGACGGAGAUUGAGCAGGUGCUCAACCUGGGAGUCAGCCCUGAGCGUGUCAUCUACGCCCAGCCGUGCAAGACCAACUCGUACGUCCGCUACGUCGCCAACGCUGGCGUCCGCCAGAUGACCUUUGACAACGCCGACGAGCUGCGCAAGAUCGCCAAGCUGUUCCCGGAGGCUGAGCUCUUCCUGCGUAUCCAUACCGACGAUUCUUCCAGCCUCUGCCGGUUGAGCCUGAAGUUUGGCGCCUCCAUGGACAUGACCGAUGGCCUGCUGCGCACCGCGCGAGACCUCGGGUUGAACGUUGUCGGCGUGAGCUUCCACGUCGGGUCCGGGGCUUCUGACCCCAGGGCCUUCCUCAAGGCCGUGCAAGACGCGCACGCCGUCUUCCAGCAGGGCACCGACUACGGCUUCGAGAUGAAGACCUUGGACGUGGGUGGCGGCUUCUGCAGCGACUCCACCUUUGAGGGAAUGGCUGGUGUCCUCCGCGCCGCACUCGACGAAUACUUCCCGGCACACUCGGGUAUCAACCUGAUUGCUGAGCCUGGCCGGUUCUACGCCUCGACAGCGUUCACGCUGGCCUGCAACAUCAUUGCGCGGCGAACCGUCGAGAACCAGCCCGGCGACGACAACAGCUACAUGGUGUACGUCAACGAUGGCGUCUAUGGCAAUUUCAGCAGCAUCAUGUUCGACCACCAGAACCCGGUCGCCCACGUCUUGCAGGCCGGGGGCCAGAACUACUACGACACCAAUGCUGGCCGACCUGUGACGGCGGGCGGAAUGGAGUACAGCAUCUGGGGCCCGACCUGCGACGGCAUUGACCGCAUCAGCGAAAGCAUUCGAUUCAACCAGACGUUGGAUGUCGGUGACUGGCUGUACUUCGAGGACAUGGGCGCUUACACCAAGUGCUCUGCCACUCGCUUCAACGGCUUCUCGGACAACCAUGACGUGAUCUACGUCUGUAGCGAGCCUGGUGCUUUGGCGGUCCUGGAGAAUGGCAUUUGA